CAUUUAGCAGCUCCGAAAUCGAAAGAAAAAAAUGAAAAAGGAAGACAGAGACUGAGAGAGAGGUCAGAGAUUCAGAAUCAGAGACAGUCCAACAAAUCAAAUGUAGUCGGUCAGUCAGUCAUUACUCAUUUCACUUUCAACUUCCAAAUCAAAAUGCUCCGAUCCCGCCGCCGCUCCCCUUACGCCGCCUACCUCUGCGCCGUCAUCUCUGCCCUCCUCCUCCUCCUCUCCGUCUCUCUCCUCUACUCCCGCCUCUCCCUCACCCACCCUCACUCCUCCCACCUCCGCCGCACCCCUCCUUCCCCCUCCCUCCUCUCCGAUUCCACCCCUGACGACCUCACCUCCGACGACCCCAUCGACGAGCUCGACUUCGACGACCAGAACCCCGACCCCUCCCUCGACACGACCGAUCCCCUCUCCUCUGCUGGCUACUUCUAUGACCCUCUCUCCGCCUCCCUCCGCCGCAGCUUCAAAACCCCUCGUAACAUCCACCAAUUUUCCGAUCCACAAACCCACAAUCACAUUCUCCACUUCGCCACCGUCGGAUCCGGACGGGAUGAUCGCGCUAAGGCCGCGUUUGGCUCCGACGACCUCCCCGUCGACGACGACGUUAGGAGAUUGGCUGCUCAGGUAACCGCCAUCGAAGACGCGCUUCUGAUUCGAAGCACUUCCCCUCUCAGGAAAGGUUGGGGUGAUUGGUUCGAAAAAAAGAGUGUCUUUUUGAGGAAGGAUAGAAUGUUUAGGUCAAAUUUUGAAGUUCUGAAUCCGAACAACAAUCCACUUCUUCAAGAUCCGGAUGGUGUUGGUGCUUCUGGGUUCACCAGGGGUGAUAGGAUCGUGCAGAAACUGUGGCUGAACGAGUUCAAGAAGGCGCCGCCGCUCACCAGUAAGAAGGUUCUCCUCUCCAUUAACAACAACAAAAAUUACAAUAAUGUAGAUAGUUUGAAGAGUGAUAGGAGAGAGUUAAGAACAAAUAGGAUGAGUGGUGGGAUCAAAGGAGGUGCAGAGCGUAGGACUUUGAAUGAUGGGAAUGAAUCUGUAGAGGAACAUGUGAGUGAUGUUGGUGGGGAUUUGACAGGCAAGGUUCUUUCAGUGAGUGCAAGUAAUAGUAGGAAAGGCAAGAGUGUGGAUUUUGGGAGGGAUCAUGUCUAUGCUGAUGGUAAGACUUGGGGGUACUACCCUGGAUUGCCCGUGAAUUUGUCGUUUACCAAGUUUAUGGAAGCUUUUUUCGGGAAGGGGAAAUGCAGUAUGAGGGUGUUCAUGGUAUGGAAUUCGCCGCCUUGGAUGUACAGUGUCCGGCAUCAGCGUGGCCUUGAGAGCUUGCUCUUUCACCACCCUGAUGCCUGUGUUGUGGUAUUCUCGGAGACAAUGGAGCUCGAUUUCUUCAAAGAUACCUUCGUCAAAGAUGGUUACAAAGUUACUAUUGUCAUGCCAAAUCUUGAUGAGCUGCUGAAGGGUACACCGGCUCACAUUUUUUCGUCGGUUUGGUUUGAAUGGAGAAAGACUAAGUUCUAUGCUACUCAUUACAGCGAGCUUAUCCGUCUUGUAGCUCUCUACAGGUAUGGUGGGAUCUAUCUGGACUCGGAUAUCAUAGUUUUGAAGCCAAUAUAUUUCCUUAACAAUUCUCUGGGUAUGGAGGAUGAUUUUGAAGCUGAAAAAGUUUUGAAUGGUGCUGUUAUGGCCUUUGAAAAGCACAGUCUGUUCAUGAAAGAGUGUUUGGAAGAGUUCUAUAGGACAUAUGAUGAUACCAGUUUGAGAGGGAAUGGUGCUGAUCUUUUAACAAGGGUUGCAAAACAAUUUUUGGGGAAAGAGAAUAAAUCUGUUAAACAGUUGGAGUUGAAAGUGGAACCCUCUUAUAUCUUCUUCCCAAUCAGUCCGCAGGAUAUCACAAGAUUCUUUAGCGCCCCAGAAACAGAGACUCAGAAAGCAUGGCAAGAUGCUCUGCUAGAAAGUAUACUGCACAAGUCAUUAGCCUUUCAUUUCUGGAACCACUUGACAUAUGCUCUCAUUCCAGAACCCAAUAGCCUCGUGAAUAGGCUUAUGAAUCGUGCUUGUCUCAGAUGCUCAGAAUUACUGUAAAAUGCUGGAUUACACCAAUCCUGUUUGGAGCUUCCCUACAGCAGUACAUGUCAGAAAAUCUGUGGAUCUUUGGCUAACAUUUUGUUCUUGUAGCCAUAUUAUUGCUCUUAGCAUUGCAGUUCAGAAGACACCAGCUGGUUCUCUUGUACAAUUUUGUUGUAUAAGUUGCGGAGAUAUAGUUGAUUGAAGUUCGUUAGGGGAAGAGGGAUAAAAUAUACUGAAAAGGUUUUAGAUUUAGUAUACUACAACCAGCAUUAUCUAAUGCUCGUGUAUUUUAAUUUAUUGUAAUUCAAGAUGUAGUGUGCAUAGAGAUGCAUGGUUCAUCCCUGCAAGGUUUUGGCGGAACUGCAGUAUCUAAGUGAUAUUUAGCUAGUGAAGAAAGCAAGCAAGAUGUUAUUGUCAAGAGUAAGCCAUAUUUGUCUCUAUAUAUAUUACUGGCUUUGAUCUUCUAAUA
This is a messenger RNA of Arachis stenosperma, 2533 nucleotides long. RefSeq lists its product as uncharacterized. The transcript is spliced from 5 exons. Lineage: Eukaryota; Viridiplantae; Streptophyta; Magnoliopsida; Fabales; Fabaceae. The annotation marks the transcript as partial. The record is from RefSeq and is a predicted model, not a curated record.